Molecule: messenger RNA, 1189 nt
Organism: Nezara viridula (southern green stink bug)
Lineage: Eukaryota; Metazoa; Arthropoda; Insecta; Hemiptera; Pentatomidae
Source: the annotation of a GenBank genome assembly
AUGGAAAAAGAAGUCCUUGAAGUAGUGUUGAAGAAGUUGGACAAGGAGUCAAGAAUCGCUUCGAUUAUAGAUCUCCAGUCGGUGCCAGCUUUACCCAAAGGAGAGAACUAUACCUCGACCAUCCUGAGGGUAACAGCGAAAGUAGUCUUGGGCAACGGAAGGUUGGCCAAGAAGUCCUUCAUCAUGAAGCAGAUCCUUACAGGAGGGGAGGCAGGUGAUUGGUUCAAAGAGAACAAUGUCGCAAAAGAAGAGAGUCAUGUAUAUUGCGUAAUACACAAAAAUAUGAAUUACCUAAUGGAAGAAUUCGAAGAUACGGAUGAGACACUUUGGUGUAACUUUAUUCAUUACGAUCCAAAGGAGCUAAUUAUCGUAUUAGAAGACCUCAAGGUAAGCGGGUACAGCGUGGUACCUCGACAGAAAGGCAUGGAUUUGGACCAUGCCAUCCUAUCCCUGAGAGGACUGGGAAGGUACCACGGGAUGGCGAAGGUACUCGAAGAGCGGGGGAUCAUUUCGAAAGAUGACUACAAACCCAAUAGUUUACUAACCGACGUCAAAGUCAUCAAAAGCUUUCUUCAUGCAGGUAUUCUGCACACCUCCAGGGUUAUGCUGCAGUGCUGGGGUCAGGAUUGGGAAGAAGUAGGAAAGAAGCUGAUUAUAUCAUUUGAAGACUUUUAUGAAAAGUACAAGAACUUGGUUAAAUAUGAAGAAUCAGAAUUCACUGUCCUCAACCAUGGCGAUUGCUGGUCGAACAACAUGAUGUUCAAGUACGACUUUCAGAAGAGACCAAUAGCAGUGAAGUAAGUAAUAAAAACAGCUGUUUUUAAACGAAUUUAUAAGAAAAUUUUCUGUUCAUAUUACUACGCAUUCUACCUACGAUUCGCCGAGAGAAUCAUAAUUUUCUGCUAAAGACUUAUCACGACUCCUUGGUCAGAUCUUUGGACAAGUUCGGUUAUAGCGGCAAAAAGCCUACUCUUGAGGAAAUAACCGCUUCAAUGAAACGCCUCGAGUUCUUCGGACUAGCCAUAUUCGUCACUGGUUACGCAGGCCUUACUACUGAAUCGACAACCGCUUUUGAUAUCGAAAAGCUUCUAGAAACUGAUGGUGUAGAAGGAUUCGACGAGGAGACUCUCAAAGAACCAGGAAUAAUAGAAAGGAUGGGACCAGACCUCAUCGACUUUGUCGAAAAACA